Molecule: messenger RNA, 2736 nt
Organism: Glycine soja
Lineage: Eukaryota; Viridiplantae; Streptophyta; Magnoliopsida; Fabales; Fabaceae
Product: transport inhibitor response 1-like protein
Exons: 3
Coding region: 143-1894 (583 amino acids)
Biological process (GO): SCF-dependent proteasomal ubiquitin-dependent protein catabolic process
Cellular component (GO): SCF ubiquitin ligase complex
Molecular function (GO): protein binding
Source: RefSeq, a predicted model, not a curated record
AGACAGGGUUGUAAGAAAAAGUAAUGGAGGUAAAUAAGGAGGGAGAGGAGAAGUGAGUGGAGAGAGACAGAGACAGCAAAGCAGAGGCGACUCUUGCUCCUCCUUCCUCAGUCUCUCAUUUUCUCUAUCUCUGAAGCCAAAGAUGAACCAAAUCGACGACGGUCGAACCCUCUCCCCUCUGCCGGACCAGGUCCUGGAGAACGUCCUGGAAAGCGUGCUCCACUUCCUCACCUCCCGGCGCGACCGCAACGCCGCCUCACUGGUCUGCAAGUCCUGGUACCGCGCCGAGGCCCUCACCCGCACCGAGCUCUUCAUCGGAAACUGCUACGCCGUGUCCCCCCGCCGCGCCACCGGCCGAUUCCCCCGCGUCCGGUCCGUGACCAUCAAGGGCAAGCCACGCUUCGCCGACUUCGACCUCAUGCCCCUGAACUGGGGGGCCCACUUCACCCCCUGGGUCACCGCACUCUCCCAAUCUUACCACUCCUCCCUCAACAAACUCCACCUCAAACGCAUGUCCCUCACCGACCACGACCUCACCCUCCUCUCCCACUCCCUCCCCUCCUUCCAAGACCUCCUUCUCACGUGCUGCGAAGGCUUCGGCACCACCGCUCUCGCCGCCCUCGCCUCCAACUGCAGAUUGCUGAGAGUGCUUGAACCAGUGGAAUGCGUGGUGGAGGUUGGCGACGAGGAAUUGGAUUGGAUAUCGUGUUUUCCGGAGAUUGACGCUCAGACAUAUUUGGAGUCUCUUGUUUUUGACUGCGUGGAGUGUCCAAUUAACUUGGAGGCUUUGGAGAGGCUCGUGGCCCGGUCCCCCUCUUUGAGGAAGCUCAGGCUGAAUCGUUAUGUUUCCAUGUCUCAGCUGCAUCGCUUGAUGCAUCGAGCGCCGCAGUUGACGCAUCUGGGAACUGGUUCGUUCAGUGCUUCGGAGCUGGAUCAGGAACUGGAUUUCGCGUCUGCGUUCGCGGCUUGUAAAUCGUUGGUUUGUUUGUCUGGGUUCAGAGAGAUUUGGCCGGAUUAUCUCCCUGCUAUUUAUCCAGCUUGUGCCAAUCUCAUAUCCUUGAAUUUCAGCUAUGCUGAUAUCAGUGCGGAUCAGCUCAUAUCGGUCAUACGUCACUGUCAUAAGCUGCAGACGUUUUGGGUCCUAGAUACCAUAUGCGAUGAAGGGCUUCAAGCAGUGGCUGAGACUUGCAAGGAUUUGCGUGAGCUUCGGGUUUUCCCUGUCAAUACCCGGGAGGAGAUAGAAGGUCCCGUGUCUGAGGUGGGGUUUGAGGCGAUUUCUCGAGGUUGUAGGAAACUGCAGUCGAUUCUUUUUUUCUGCCAGAGGAUGACGAAUGCUGCCGUGGUAGCCAUGUCGAACAACUGCCCGGAUCUUGUGGUGUUUCGGUUGUGUAUAAUUGGGCGGUAUAGGCCAGACCCAGAGACGCUAGAACCCAUGGAUGAGGGUUUUGGUGCCAUUGUUAUGAACUGCAAGAAGCUCACUCGGCUUGCUGUGUCUGGUUUGCUGACUGAUCGGGCUUUUAACUACAUUGGGACGUAUGGGAAGUUGAUUAGGACGCUGUCAGUUGCCUUUGCUGGAGACACUGAUCUGGGACUCCAAUAUGUUCUUGAAGGAUGUCCUAAUCUGCAGAAGCUUGAAAUCAGAGACAGUCCAUUUGGGGAUGGAGCUUUACGUUCUGGCUUGCAUCAUUUUUACAACAUGAGGUUCCUCUGGAUGUCCUCAUGUAAGUUGACGCGCCAAGCUUGCCGGGAAGUCGCACGAAUGCUGCCCCAUCUGGUGUUGGAAGUCAUCAAUAGUGAAGAGGACAAAGCCGAUGAUAUUGAGAUUCUGUACAUGUAUCGGUCUCUGGACAGGCCACGGGAUGAUGCUCCAAAAGUUGUUACCAUCCUUUGCUGAUUCUUUCAAACUCAACAAGUUUAUGGCUUUUUCCCUUGUUAUGGGGGCUGCUGAGUGAAAUUAUAGAGCAGGGAUUCUUAAAUAAACCUAACCUGCCACAAGAUUCAUCAUUAUUUGUACUGUCAAUGUCAAAAAAAGUUGAGCUAACAACUCUGCUGUUCUUGGCCAACACUGUUGUGAUGGCAGGCCAUAGAUUCUAUUAUGUGGCAAAGCAUUUCAAAUUCUGCAUUCUUGUUCAUGGGAGAGAACUUGGGGAAUAGCAACGGGAGAGGGUGUGCUGAGAAUGAUGCAGAUGAUAAGAAUUCCUGUAGUUAUCGUAUCAGGCCAUCCAAUGUUGUAUCACCAUUAUUAAAAUUUAUGUCCUCUUUUUUAUUCGUUUUAUCAUGAAGACCUACCAUAUUGAGGAAGGUAGAGAUUGCUGAAGCUGCUUUGAGGAUUUGUUAAUAAGCAUUAUUUGUCUCCUUGGUCAAAUAGAUGAUGAUGGUUUACCGUACCAGUAGAAAAGGGAAAGCAUUCGCUUUUUUAAGGACUUAGUCUGUGUAUGCUGACUCAGAUGAUAGUUAGUUUAAGCUGUAGGUGGUGAGAAUCCUAUCACCAGACUGAUAUAAGCGAAUAUGCGCUCCCCUUAUUGUUUUCUCUGAUGUGUGUUUCUGUAGCUCCAGACUUUUGAAUUUAUUUUUAGUUAGCAAUUGUUACGUGGUUUAAUAAAUGCCAGAAUAUGCAUGGACCAUAUAUGAACUUACUUACUGGGGCUGUGUCUAUGCAUUUCAUUUUCUGAAUGCAGAAUGAUCAAUUGAGUGUGAACGCCCAUUGAUUAUGUGUAUGAUAUUCUAUUUUAUUCA